Molecule: messenger RNA, 3258 nt
Organism: Dentiscutata erythropus
Lineage: Eukaryota; Fungi; Glomeromycota; Glomeromycetes; Diversisporales; Gigasporaceae
Source: the annotation of a GenBank genome assembly
AUGUCAGCAUCAUUCAGCCAAAGUGAAGACUAUAUUGUCGAAGUCAAAACUGAAGGAAAGGAAGAGAAACCUACAAAGUAUUUGGCAAUUAAAAACGACUCGAAACAAAAAGGUGGCUUAAAACCAGAAAGUAGUUCAGAACUAGAAGAUGACCAGGGAUUAUCAUACAGGAAACUUUCCAGGAUUCCUACCACAUUUAAAUUUACUGAUAAGCAACUAAAUAUGAAUAGAGAUGAAUAUGAAAACAUAUUUAGGUGGUUCGUCGCCGUGUCUGAUAAAUCAGCUAGUUCUUCGGAAUUUAGAUUAUUAGCAAUAUCUUGUGCCAAUAUUAAAGACGUGACAGAUUAUAUGGAAAAUUCUAGCAAAAUACAUCCGAUAGAAAUUCAUAAUCAUGGAUUUACUUUCGUUUUUACUAUCAAUAUUAAUAAUGAUAAUUAUUCAAUUAAUUAUAUUGAUGAUAAAAAAUUACCAAAUAAAUAUGGUGGAAUAGUUAAAUUAUUUUCUAAAAAGGAUUAUAUAACAGAUCAAAAAACUGGAAAAGAUGAACAAGAAACAGACAAAAGCAAUAAAAAUGCUGAUGAGCACUUACUUAUUCUCUUAACACUUUCAGGGAUUCAUAAGUAUCAUAUGAAGAAUAUAUCUAUUAAUUAUGUACAAAAGCUAAAAUACCCAAAAAGAAUAUACAAUGCCGUCAAAAAUACUUUAAAUCUACCUUUUGAAAUAUUUAGCAUCGAUCUAGUAUAUAAAAUUAUAUUAGUAUGUAUUAAGCAAUGUUUAAAUAAGCAUUAUUUUUUGGUCGAUACUAUGAAAGAAGACAUCAAAUAUAUAGAACUUUACAAUUUAAAGACAAACCAAUUGAUAAAUACUUUUCGAAGACCAAUUUAUUACAAAUCAGUUAUGAUUGAUAUUCCUAAUUGUUAUGCAGUAUCGAACAAUGGCAAAUUAUUAGCAUAUGAAUAUGAAUCUAAUAAAAUAAUCAAAAUAUAUUCAAUUGAAUGCAGUCUUGAAAUAGCAGAGCUUGUUAUUACAAAUUCGAAAUUCGUUAAUGUUACAUUUAUUGAUUUUUUUCACAAUGAUGAGAUGCUAUUUGUAUAUUCUUCAAAAAAUGAAUGGUCUAUCUGGAAUAUUUUCGGCUCAUUACGAGAAACUAUUAAAUUAGAAGAUCCAGGAUUUAAGAUAGAGCUUCCACCUAAUUCUGAUUUUCAACUGUUUUGGGAAAUAGAACGAUCAAAUUCAUUCAUGGUCGUUAAUAAGAGUGACAAACUGGCUAUUUAUGAUGAUUUGAUCGUAGACAAACAUUUGAAAUAUUUAAAGAAAAGUAAUAAACAAGAUUGGAGGAAACUAUCAAAAGAUUAUUUCUCGAGAAAAGAUCUUGAUAAAAAUAUCCGAGAUCUUCAUGAUAAAGAAUCAGAAUUAGAUGAAGAUAAUUAUAUGCUUGAACCUUGGUUACUUACCAGUGACUUAACAGCUCCACAAUAUUCGUUCUAUCUUGAUGAAAAAAAGGAAAAAAUACUUUUAAUUGGAUACCAUACAGUUCAAGUUUGGUACAAUCAAGGAACAAAAAAAGAUGCUAAAAAAAGGAUUCUUGAAUUAAUUUACACGCCUUUAUAUAGCCUAUCCUACUUUCAGUUGUCAAAUUUGUCUAAAUUACGUGAAUGGGAAUAUAAAACGAUAAAAGUAAAGGAUUUUAAGUAUUGCGUCGGAAAAUUCAAACUUAGCAUUCAAAUUGAAGAUGCCGAGGGUUCUCUUCAAACUAUAAAAAUUAAAAUGAAAAACAAAGAUGAUGUUAUAAGUUUAGCAAAAUAUGCAUGCCAUGCACUUAAGUAUUUAUCUGUUUAUAAAAAGUUUGAACAGAUAUAUGAUGAGAAUUUUAAACAAAAAUUAUAUAAUGUCAUUGAACAAACGCGAAACAUAAUAUUGAGGUUUAUUAGAUUGUAUCCAACUGCGUGGCGACUAUUAGAUAUUCGCUUUGAUUUAUUGAAUGUUCUUAUUGAAGUGGGAGAUUAUGAACUUGUAAAUGACAUUUUAUCUUUUGGGGAAUCGAUUCAUAUACCGCAAUAUUUUCCUUGGUCAGGUGGAAUGAAUACGAUUCGUACUGCUCUUUCGGAUCAUACAAUGCUAGCAUGCUUAUUGGAAUAUUAUUCUAAUAAAGCAAUUCAUAAUAUUGGAUGGAUGAAUACGGUUGCAGACAUUAUACCGGAAUUAUUUAAGAGUAAUGAAGAGAAGAAUGAAAAAGAAUCUUAUACAUAUUAUUAUGCUCAAAAAUUAUUUUAUAAUCCUUGCUUUUGUAACAAGCAUUUGGAUUUAUUAUCUUUUGAAUUUCUUGAAAUUAUUCCAACAUCAGAUGAUUUAUUAAAAGUUUUUAUACCAAUAACACAGUUGAUUCCACAAGAUUCUGAGUUGGAACUACAAGAGAUUGAUUAUAAUAAAAUUGUUGAUAUUCGAAUGGUACCUUUUGCAGAUUUUACAACAAGCAAAAGAAUAUCAGAUAUAAAAGAAAGAAAACUUACAAAGUUUCCAAAGGAAUUAAUUUCUCCUGCUCAAUAUUCGGCACUUAAAGAGGAGGAUUACAGUCCCUUUAUUAAACUCGUAAUAAAAGGUGAACGUGAUAUUUUAUAUGAAAAUCCAUCAAUGGGAGCUGCUAUAAAUUGGAUGUGGUAUUCUUCUAAAUUCUAUUGGCCUAGAACUUUAUACAUUCUUCUCGGUUUUCCCUCUUACAUUGGGUUAAAUGAAUCUUCAUCAACCUAUUAUCCAUUUUCAAAUAUUCUUAAUUCUAUAAUUGCAGUAUAUGAUUGGUCUUCAAUUUCAUUUGAUAGUUGGAGUUUUUGGCCACUUACUGUAAUUAGUAUAGUUGGCAGUUUUGUUUUUGUGAUGAUAUUACAAAAUGUAAUAAUUUCAUUUAUGAGUGAUGCUUUUUCAGAUGCAGUCAAAUAUAGUAAACAUGGUGUAUAUCGUUUUCAAAUUGACUUGAUUUAUGACUUUGCACUUCUUGAAAAAUCGUUAGAAUUUAAUAAUUUAGAUUUCAAGUUUAAGGAUAAAAUAAGAGUAAAGUAUAUCUGUUUUUAUGAUGAUCCAAAUAUUACAAAAUCUUGGAAAGAGACAUCAGAUAAAAUGAAAUCAAAACCAUAUCCUAAAACUGAAACCUUAAAGAAGAGUGGUUUUGAAUCUUGGUCAGUCCAAGAUUGUGAAUUUAUUUGGAGAAAAGAAAAAGAAUUUGUAGAUGAUAAAGGCAUUAAAUAUUGGUUCUUUGAAGGUUGA